GUGGGGGGGAGCUGUACAGGGGUGUAAUGUGGGCUCCUAUGUGCAGCGCUGGAUGGACGGAGGGUCUGGAGGACUGGAGGUGCUGAGCGGAGCUCCACAUUCGGUGUCCUGUGCGUCCUCGUCCGGCGUGGAGCAGGACUCCUUUGAAAGACUACCUCCUCCAGAACAUGCCUUGUCACCAUGGUAACAGGACCCCGGGCAGACCAAGAAACACACUGGGACAAACUGGUCCCGCUCUCAUACCUGAUUGUGGAUUGUUCUGAAGAGAUUUUCAACUAAAUCAAAUAAAAUGAGUGAUUCCUAAUUUAUAGUUUUUAAGCUAUUUUCUCCACACAUUCAGCAUAUUGGCCCCAUUUCUAUUGAGAUGAUGUCAGGGUUUUACUGAUUUUCGAUAAAGCAGCAGCAGUCCCAAAUGGGUCUGUCCUAAACCAGGACCAGGAUGCACCAGCUGUUCAGUCGGGUGCUCGGCCAGAGGGAUCUUUCCCGAGCGGGGGACCUCUUCUCUCUGGAAGACGCAGAGAUUGAAGACUGUCUGUCACAAGCCCUGGACCAGAUCAAGACCAUAUCCUGCUCACCGGACUAUCUGACCAAUGACAACGAUCAGGCGGUGGUAGAGAUUUGCAUAACACGCAUCACCACGGCCAUAAGGGAGACGAGCUCCAUCGAGCGACACAGCGUUGCGCUGGUGGGGCUCUGGGAGUCGUGUCUGGAACAUAACCUCACGCCACAAGGUGAAAACACAGAGGACACGCCGCACGCCAAGAUUGCCUCUGACAUCACCAGCUGUAUCCUGCAGAACUACAGCUGUCCCUCGGUCAUGGUGCUGGCCGUGCCGGUGGCGGUGCGGUUCCUCCAGAGAGGGAACAGGGAGCUCAGCAGGAACAUGUCCAGUUAUCUCUCGUUGGCUGCUAUAGCCAAGGCUGAUCUGUUGGCUGAGCACACAGAGGCCAUUACACUCAGCGUGCUGGGAGGUAACCACAUGCUGUUGCGAGUGUUGCCCUCAGUUUACCCCCCGACAACCAGAUACCAUCCACUGUCAACCUCGGCGACCCUCACCACAAUGAUGACGCAGCUGGAGUCUCCAGAGCAGCAGCACCUGAUCAGACUCAUCCAGAUGGUCGCAGAGCAACAUCCACUUAUGUUAAGCCCUCAGGUGCCUUUGCUGGUUGGUUACCUCAGUGACAAGUCUCUGACUGAGUCGCUACUGGGCGUGCUGGUAGACGUGUCGAAGGCCAGCCCUUCCUCGCUGGUCAGCUUCCUGCCUGUGCUGAGGACUGUGGGACACCAGUGCCCCGCUCUCCUGGGUCACGUGGCCAAAACCCACGGCGCCGUCGGUAUCAUCAGUGAGACUCAUGCUCACAGCUCGUUGGUCUACCUCGUGUCCCUGCUGGGCAGCAUGGAGCACAGCUUCCACCACACCCUGCUGCUGGAGAUCAGAGCUCUGACUGACCGUCACCCCUCUUUACUGGGAGGCUGCGGGAAAGACAUCUACAGGAUGAGCAACUCCUUCACCGCCAUAGCCAGACUGUUGGGGAGGCGGCUGGAGGAGAGCGUGGUGAUGCGUUGCAGGCUGGACGAAGCGUGUCUGCCAUCUCCCUGUGCAUCGGUUCCAGGGGGAGGAGGAGGUGGGGGAGGGCGGGGGGCGGAACAGCAGCUUCAGGUGAAGAUCCAGGCCUUCGAGGAGAAGAUGGGGGAAGCUAGGGCAGAGGAGGAGCUGGAGGAGGAGUCCCCUGCCUCCCUGCGACGCUACAGCCUGAGCCAAGCCGUCAGGGAGGAGAGACGAGAGAUGAGAUUCAACAGGUCAAAGAGCUUGGCCCUCCACGCUGUGCACUCACGCUCCAUCAACUCAGACGCCGGGGUCGACGGUGAUGGAGUGGAGCUAAGUCCGGACAACAUCUCUCCCAAUACCUUGACUAAUCAGCAAACAGGAAACCAGGAGGCGCCACCUACCGACAGGAAGCGGACCGCUGAAGGCUCCGUGCCCGUCCCCCCCGCGGUGGAGAGAGGGGUCAGAGAGGCAGGGAAAGGUGAAGUCAGAGAGGAGGAUGGAAAGAUGGAGGAGCAGGACGAAGCAGACAGACUCUUUGUCCAUUUAAGAGACAACAUGGAGACGAUCAGUGCGUUCUGUAGAGACGUGGUGCGGCAGAUCCCAGCACCAGAGCAGUGUGUGAUAGAAGAUUCAAAUCGAGGCUGUGUGGCCAAGCUGUCGUUCUCCUGUCCUCUGAAGGGCCACUACUGCCUGUACACCAAGUCCUGCUUCAACCUGACCAGCCGACAGCCGCAUCUCUGGAUCCGCAUGAUGCUGCUGCAUCUACAGAGUAAGUCGAGUGUCCCUCUGUGCUCCAGGGACGAGUGCGUCCAGAGACUGGCUUCACUUUGGGGGAAGACACAGUUGAAGGGGGCUCACAGUUUCCCCAUGGCUAUGACACAGCACAGCACCCUGCACAGGAAGGACCUGGACAGUCUUCAGAUCCAGCUGGAUGAGGUGCGAUUCUUCGACCUGUUCGGGUACAGUGAGGAGGAAGGAGGCUGGCUCUGCUUCAUGUGUAACAACCCUGAGAAGGCCACAGUGGUGAACCAGGAGGGACAGCCUCUGAUCGAGGGGAAGCUGAAGGAGAAGCAGGUCCGUUGGAAGUUCAUCAAGCGCUGGAAAACCCGCUACUUCACCCUGGCAGGGAACCAGCUCCUCUUCCGCAGAGGCAAAUCAAAGGAUGAGCUGGAGGAUAUUCCUAUUGAGUUGAGCAAGGUGCAAAGUGUCAAGGUUGUGGCCAAGAAGCGUCGGGAUCGGGGUCUGCCACUGGCCUUUGAGAUCUUUACCGACAGCAAGACGUAUGUGCUCAAAGCUCAGGAUGAGAAGCACACAGAGGAGUGGCUGCAGUGCAUCAACGUGGCCGUGGCUCAGGCCAGAGAGAGGGAGAACAGAGAGGCUACCACCUACCUGUGAGGCCGACACACAGACAGACACAACGUCAAACGCAGACAAACAUCCCCAGGGAGUGUGUUUCUCUAGCGGUUGGGCAGUUUUUUAAGCACUUGUAAACAACCAACAGAGCUGUCUCUGAGGAGGGAAACACAACACAACACACAACAUAUACAUAUAUAUAUAUAUAUAUAAAUAUAUACUUCUAGUAGCACUUCAGUAGCACUAUAACUUCAUAUAUGUAACUGGUGGUAUCGAACUUCUUCUCCAAUCAAAUGCAGUAUUUUUUUUAAAUAAGAUUUAUUCAACCAGCAGUUUAAAAAGUUGUUACAUAUUUAAAAAGCUGACUCCCAAUACUUUACUGCUGCACUAGUAACCUUCUCAUGAUGAGAAUCAUAUACUGGACUUGUGUAGUGGUUAUAAAUGAAUGUUACAGUAUAACAGUGUUAAAGACUGAUGUGUUAAGAAAGAGAUCCUCAGCAGAUUGGAUCAUUCACUUCAAGCCCCUGCUUGAACCUGGGGACUGCUGAACUGCUGAGAGCUGCAACAACCAAACAAAUCAGCAUCUACACAAACUUUAACAAACUCAUAAAGACUUGUAGCAACACUGAGACUGAACAGAUGCUGGAGAGGAGCCUAAUGGACCAAUGGGAAGGAGAUACGACACUGGAAUUUAUUGUGUGUGACAGAGAGAAUGAUGCAGUCUUAAAAAAGACCUCUUAAGCUUUUUAUUUUCUGUCUUAUAUAUACAUAUAUAUAAUGUUACAUUGAUGUUCAUAUUAACUGGCCAAAGUUUCAAGACUAAAAUGUAAAAAAUAAUCUGUGUGACAAAUCUCUGAACGCUAGGUUUCCAACAGUUUUUCUACUUUUUUGACAGAUGUCAGCUCGUCAAUUUUUUUUAAAAGUCAUCCAAGUCCAAGCACAGCUCGUUCUCCCCAAACGGCCCCUUGAGUAGCAUUAAAAGCUUUAAAUGUAUAUGUACAAAUAUUAGAGAGUCCUGGAUUACUAUACUGUUAUUUGGUGGGGGGAUGGACUGCUGUAAAAACAUUUAACACUGAGCCAAACACUGGUCUUGAUACUGUAUUUCACCAGUAGGGGUUCCUGAUUGGAGAAUAAUGAGACUGGGUGAGCCAAUUAUUGAGAGGGACUCCAGUCCACUUGGUGGCAGUAAUGAACUCCUAAAUGUCUGUCAACUGCCAAUAAUCUUUAAAUAAAGAUUAAUUUAGUGAAGCAGCAUCACAAUCAUUAGGACUUAAACAGCAAAACAUUGUGUUCUUAUACCUCACAACAAAUAUUUAAAUGUGUGGGCUUAAAAUCCAAAAUGCUGCCGUAUAGACACAGUUAUUUUUUUUUUUGUUUGAGACGACCAUUUUAAGUUCAACAUGUUUCCUGAACUUAACCUCCUGUAAUGUAAAAAGUGGCUAUAGACCGAUGUAGAAGCGAUAUCUCCACGCAGUUGCGUUCUGUCCCUUAAAGGAGCACAUGUUGUCGAUUUGCAUUAAUUUUGUUAUUCACUAGACUUCCAGCUGUUGCAUCUAUCAUUCCUGUCAACUUUGUGUCCUGUUGAAAAAUCUGGUGCUUGUCACACAAAGAGGAGAGCAACAGGUUUGUGCCCAUCGAGGAUCAAACCUGUGAUCUAUUUUGUGACCAGCAGCAAGUGUGUUUGUCCAUCUGUCCUCGAGUCGGGCUUCUUGUUCAUCAUCCCCAUGUCAACCUUGGUCUUGGUCACAGAUCCUAAUUCAGCAAUACACUUCUAUCGGAAAUAAACAUGAAUGCAUUAGCCGACAUGGUUAUCAGAGACAUUGGUUAAAGAUGACAUCCACAUUUUAAGGGUUAUUCUGAAUUCUAACACUUAUUGACUCUGUAUUUUUGCUUGUUUUGUGGACUUAAAUAACGUCAUUGUCUGAUACGAAAUGAAAGCAGUUGUGUGUCAUGCAAUAGCCUCUCAACAUUCAUGGACAUGCUGGUCCUCUAAUCAGGUUUUAAACAGCGACCCAACAGAAUAUAAUCACCAUAAAGAAGGUGCUUGACUUGCAAAGAGAAAAACUGUCACUGACAUGAGACCAAAAAAACAGCUGAGGUCAAAUAACACCAGUAAUGAACAUUUCCCAUCAUCCUAUCGGUGUUAAUGACAUAAGGAAAAACUGUUGAAUGCAGUCAAUGAACAACCAGAGAGAAAGAGGUUAUACAUGCUGUGUGUUUCCAAAACAGAUAUAAGCUGCAUGACGACAACUUGUUCCAGACACAAGAGGCAUCUUGGAAAUAGGCCGAUUAUUCAUUGGCAGGAUGGGAUGUAGAUAUUUCUAAGCAAAGGCUGAAACUAUAGCAUGUUUAACCUGGCUCAGGACGGAGCAAAGUGUAAAAGGUGAGAGUAAUGAUUCAUGGCUACAACAGUCGAGCCAAUUGAAUUAAAGUAUUUAAAAACAAGGAUGACGGAAGAACGUCGAGGGACAGUUUAGUGACAUCCUCGCAGGAAACAGGACAAAAGGAGUCCAGCAGGAAACACCAUUGGAUGGUUUGUUGAAGGAGGAAUACUUUGUGUCCACAGAACAUUUAAGAAGGUUAUGGUGUUAUAGUGUCACAGAAGAAAGGCACUUGUGCAGCAGUAGAUUGUGUCCUAAGAAGAACUUUGGUUGUCUUUUGCUUUAGCACCCCUCAUCAUUUUAUUCAAAGUGAAUUAAAGCUUUUUAAAUGCA
Molecule: messenger RNA, 5616 nt
Organism: Pleuronectes platessa (European plaice)
Lineage: Eukaryota; Metazoa; Chordata; Actinopteri; Pleuronectiformes; Pleuronectidae
Gene: veph1
Product: ventricular zone expressed PH domain-containing 1
Exons: 15
Coding region: 440-2944 (834 amino acids)
Biological process (GO): regulation of signal transduction
Cellular component (GO): plasma membrane
Molecular function (GO): phosphatidylinositol-5-phosphate binding
Source: RefSeq, a predicted model, not a curated record